UCUCAGCCGAUUGUGUUUAGUUAUAUUGUCAAACCCACAGGUAAACGACGUACCAGUGAUAAACGGAUUUUAAACUUUAUGCAUGUUUAGUUUGUAUAGAACAGUUAGAUUCCUUCAUAUGUUUUCUUAUUAAAUUAUCAAGAGAUGCCCUCUCUUCAAAUGGAGGUUUGUGCAGGUUGUCAGCGUCCAAUAGAGGACCGUUAUCUUUUAAAAGUUCAGAACAAUUACUGGCAUGAGACCUGUAUGAUAUGUGCAAUUUGUCGUCUGCCAUUACAAGGCUCGUGCUUCAUGAGAGAUAGUGCUUUAUACUGCCGAGCAGACUACGAAAAAUUAUUCCGCGGGAAAUGUUCUGGUUGUGGCUACUGCAUUUCAGCUCAAGAACUGGUAAUGAAGGCUAAUGGAAAUGUAUAUCACAUGAACUGCUUCCGGUGUGUGGAAUGUGGCCAUAUAUUACAGAAAGGGGACCAAUAUGUGCUCAAAGAUGGACAGCUGUUUUGUCGAUUUGAUUUUGACAAGGAAUUUAGUGUUCUUUCAUAUAGUCCAAAAGUGGAAGACGAUAGUGACAGUUAUGAAGAUUUUGAUGGCGAUUUAGAUAGGGCAGCAAAACGUCCACGUACAAUACUCAAUACACAACAAAGACGAAAGUUUAAGGCAGCAUUUGAACUCAAUCCAAAACCCUGUCGGAAAGUACGAGAACAGUUAGCCUCGGAAACAGGAUUAACCGUGCGUGUUGUGCAAGUGUGGUUUCAAAAUCAACGAGCAAAGGUAAAGAAAAUGUCUCGAAGAGGUUCGGACGAUUCAAUUGGAAAAGAAAGAAAACGACGAGGGCGACAUCUAGAUGACGAUAAGGAUCCAUCGUUGUAUCAAGACAUGGACGAGCAAUCUCUUCGUAUGGCAUCUGAUAACGAGGGUUCUUUAUAUUCCAAUGUGGAUCUGUCCAACAACAUGUUUAUGGAUGUGCAAACGUCAGAGGAUUCAGCCGAGUCACCCGAACAGAAUAUUUCAGAAUCUCUCGGACCUGAUUUGAAUAAAUCGAGGUGCCCGACCAAUCACAUUAACAAACUUUAUUCCAUGCAGAACUCGUAUUUUUGUGCAGAGUGAAGUCAACGUUUAAACUCAUUCCGCCCUAUCAUUAGACAUUUUAUAUAAAUUAUUUAAGCAUUUUCUUGUAAAUAAUGUUCAAUGUGAUAUAAUUGAAAAAAAACAAUACAAAGUUUUGUCCUGCAUACAUAUACAUGUAUGUGGAGAGAGAAAAAAACAAUUUGUGCAUAGUGACCCGGAAAAGUGGUGUCUUAAUGACAGCUUUCACGAAUACAAAAUGCAUUCAUUUAUUUAGUAAGUCAUUUAAGUGCUGUACAACAGAAUAAAAUUAGUAUAAUUAUUUUAUAAUGAACAAGGUAUGUUUUACCGGAUCAUGAAGGGUCAACUAGUCCUCUUACGCCUUGUAGAUUAUGAAAAGAGAAUACUGUUAAAAAAAAACAUUUAUACAAGUAUUUUCAAACAACUAUUUGUUAAAAAGUUGUUGACAGUGUUAUCAUCAGGAUUGCUCAAUAUUAUCUCAUAUUCAUAACUAAAAAUCAUUGUUAAUUUAUUUAUAUUCAUUAAACAUCGCAUUUUUAUUCUAUGGCAAACGGUGGUGUCAGAUUCGUAGAAAAAAAACUUUUCUAGUUUCUUAGCAACAUUGUAGAUAAGUUUGUUGUUAUUUUUUUAAUGUAUUUCUUUUCAUACGCAUUUGGCAUAUUCUAUAAAUCUCAGAUAUCGUGUUUAAGUCAAUUGAUACUGCCUUAUAGUUUAAUAUUUUGUUUUUCAUUUUUAAAUUGACGAAUAUUAAAAUUAUAAUUAAAAUUCCACACAAUAAAAAGAGAGAAAACGGAAUUUACUGGAACUUUGGAUAUCUUCAAACAAACAAAUUUCACAAUACUAGUAGCGUCUGAUCUUGAAAGUUUCCGUAAGUCCGUUCACAUUUAUAACUUUUUUACAAGACACAUGAUAUCUUAUAUUUAUACAAUAUAUGUCUAUUGUUAUAGUUCAUUUGGUGCAUUAUAUUAUUUGUUAUCUUUUCACUUAUACAUAUUACAGCAACAUUGAUCUUAGAUUUGUCUUCUUCCAAUGUUAUUGUUGGUAAAAUCAUAUGAUUAUCGAAUGGCAAAUAGCUUUUACUUAAAUUAUGUCCCAAUUCCUAUUCCGUUGCUUAGGUUUUCGAGAAUGCAGCUAUUUUGAUAUAUAAGAAGUGUUUAUAUUUGUUUGUUAAAAGAAAGUUUUCAGAAAGUUUUUAUUUGUCCGACUUUAAAAAAAAAACCCAGGAUGUAACGUCAAGAUUUUGGUAAACUUCGGCUCUUUUCGGC
Mytilus trossulus (common blue mussel) is the source of this 2345-nucleotide messenger RNA. Its product is annotated as LIM homeobox transcription factor 1-beta-like. The record is from RefSeq and is a predicted model, not a curated record. Bases 145 to 1101 code for a protein of 318 amino acids. Lineage: Eukaryota; Metazoa; Mollusca; Bivalvia; Mytilida; Mytilidae. The transcript has 7 exons. Gene Ontology annotation, cellular component: nucleus. Gene Ontology annotation, molecular function: RNA polymerase II transcription regulatory region sequence-specific DNA binding; DNA-binding transcription factor activity, RNA polymerase II-specific. Gene Ontology annotation, biological process: neuron differentiation; regulation of transcription by RNA polymerase II.